AUGCCUCUUCCUCGUCAAGUCUUCAUCGCCGUUAUCGGUGCUGGUGGAGUAGGCAAAACCUUCCUCUCCCAACUAUCCGCGCUCUCCAAGCGCCUCUCCCAAUCGCCCUCAUCGCCAUACUAUCUUUCUCUCAUCUGGCUCAGCACCUCUAAGAAGGCCGUAUACCACGCAGACUACAGGUCUGUCUCCAACUGGGAGUCUGAACUGCAAAACACGUCGAGCGCGCCUCUCCCUCUGCCACAGCUAUGCGAAUACCUACAAAAGGCACCUGGAAAGGUGGUCCUGGUAGACAACACCAGCAGCCAAGAUGUGGCGGAUAGCUACCCUGCCUUGUUGAAAAAGGGCAUCAGCAUUGUCACACCAAACAAGAAAGCAUUCUCGGGAAGCUACGAGUUGUGGACUCAGAUCUUCAACGCUGCGAGCAACGGCAAUGGCGCUGGGGGCUACGUCUUCCACGAGUCGUCGGUCGGCGCAGGACUGCCCGUCAUUUCAACACUCAAGGACCUGGUGGAGACAGGGGAUGAGGUGACCAAGAUUGAAGGUGUCUUUAGCGGAACAAUGAGCUUCCUGUUCAACUCGUUCCAGCCGCUGGGCGGUGGCGGGGGCAAGUUCUCCGCCGAAGUCACGUCUGCAAAGGAAAAAGGCUACACGGAACCAGAUGCGCGCGACGAUCUGAAUGGCCUGGAUGUCGCUCGCAAACUCACGAUUCUCGCCCGCCUGGCUGGCCUCAAGGUGGAAUCGCCGACUUCGUUUCCUGUUCAGUCACUUAUCCCCAAGGAACUCGAGUCGUGCUCUUCGGGCGAUGAGUUCCUCGAGAAGCUGCCACAGUUUGACGAUCAGAUGGAGCAGCUCAAGGCAGAUGCAGAAAAGGAAGGCAAGGUCAUUCGCUUUGUGGGAAGCGUCGAUGUGCCGGGCAACAAUGUCAAGGUUGGUCUUGAGAAGUUUGACAAGAGUCACCCGAUUGCGGCAUUAAAGGGUAGUGACAAUAUCAUCGCUUUCUACACCAAGCGAUAUGGCGAUAACCCACUGAUCAUCCAAGGUGCGGGCGCUGGCGGAGAAGUCACGGCCAUGGGCGUCACUGCCGAUCUAGUAAAAGUCUUGAGAUUGCUUCACUAG
Molecule: messenger RNA, 1116 nt
Organism: Bipolaris maydis ATCC 48331
Lineage: Eukaryota; Fungi; Ascomycota; Dothideomycetes; Pleosporales; Pleosporaceae
Product: homoserine dehydrogenase-domain-containing protein
Biological process (GO): L-homoserine biosynthetic process; aspartate family amino acid biosynthetic process
Molecular function (GO): homoserine dehydrogenase activity; aspartate kinase activity; NADP binding
Source: RefSeq, a predicted model, not a curated record